AUGGCCGCCGAAGUGGGCAUGCGGGCGCGCUCCGCGACGGGGACUGUCGUCCGAUGGGUGGCGCUGCUUCUGCUGCUGCUGCAGUGCCUGGGCGGUCACCCCUCCUUCGCCGCCGCUCUGGAAGAUGGGCACGUGAUCGUUAAAAUCAAGAGGUACUUCAGCUUCCCCAACUCGGUGUUUGAGGGACAUUAUGGCGGCCGCGUUGAUUUCAGUAAUUCCGCUGAUGCCUGUCGUGUUAAUGGAGGUCUCCUUUCUGCGGAUCAAACAGCUGCUGCGCAUCAGUCCAUCACGGACCGAUUGAGACAUGUGGCAGGCCCCAAGGAUCAGGCAAUGUAUACUUUCAUGGGUGGCGACGCCAU
This is a messenger RNA of Trypanosoma conorhini, 359 nucleotides long. RefSeq lists its product as uncharacterized. The record is from RefSeq and is a predicted model, not a curated record. The annotation marks the transcript as partial. The transcript has a single exon. Lineage: Eukaryota; Euglenozoa; Kinetoplastea; Trypanosomatida; Trypanosomatidae.